AAUUAAAGCACACACGGUACACAGACACCGAAGCCUGCCGACCGAACGAUAUCUUAAUCCCGUUGUCCGUAAUCUGCUAUCUCUCGUUUUUCGUAGUAGCCCCCUGUGUCAAUCCGAUAUUAAUCCUCCUUUUUACUUUGCUGCUCCUCGUGAAUGCCAGGGAAUGAGUGUGUGUGUGUGAUAAACCAGUAAUACAUGUUAUAAUUCGUGUAGCCACUAAUUUAUUUCCAUCACCAUCAGUACAUGUAUAUUGUGAACGUGAAAUUUCAUACAUAUUGUUGUCUUCUCAUAAUAGGGAACCGGAAGUGAAAGCACCGUAAAGGAAGAAUCUUGCUCAUAAUACUACUACCGAAACAAGAUUUGGGACUUUGUGAUUGAUUAUUCGGAUCUCUUUCGUAGUUGUGCAGUUUCUUAUCUUGUUCCUCACCGAAAAAGUGAUUCAAAUUUGACCAAGAGAAAGAAAGUGAAAGUGUCUGUGUGUAGUGCCUGUUGUGGAGAAAGUGGAGCAGCAGCAUCAAACUGUGUGCAUAGUUAAUUAGUAUCGUUAUAGUUAGAAGGGCUAGUUUGAUUAUUCCUUUGCAAAACUGCGCAACUACUAGAAUAAAUUAUAUAACAAUGAUGAACAACGGGAUGGGGGGUGAGAUAGACUACAUGGAACAAGAGGAGGAGUGGGAACGGGAAGGACUUCUGGAUCCAGCGUGGGAACGCCAACAGAAGAAAACCUUUACAGCUUGGUGCAAUUCGCAUUUGAGGAAAGCUGGAACCGGGAUUGAAAACAUUGACGAAGACUUUAGAAAUGGGUUAAAAUUGAUGCUGCUACUGGAAGUUAUUUCUGGAGAGACAUUGCCAAAACCAGAUAGAGGAAAAAUGAGAUUCCAUAAAAUCGCCAAUGUCAACAAGGCUCUGGAUUACAUCGCCAGCAAAGGUGUGAGAUUGGUAUCCAUCGGAGCAGAAGAAAUCGUUGACGGAAAUUUAAAAAUGACCCUCGGCAUGGUCUGGACUAUUAUUCUUCGUUUUGCAAUCCAAGACAUCUCUGUGGAAGAAAUGACGGCCAAGGAAGGGUUGCUCCUGUGGUGUCAACGAAAAACCGCGCCGUACCGUAAUGUUAACGUUCAAAAUUUCCAUCUCUCAUGGAAGGAUGGUUUGGCCUUCUGUGCACUUAUUCACCGCCAUAGACCCGACUUAUUAGAUUACAGCAAGUUGUCCAAGGAUAAUCCAUUAGAGAACUUGAAUUUGGCAUUUGAAAUCGCUGAAAAACAUUUGGAUAUCCCAAAAAUGUUGGAUCCCUACGAUAUUGCGAACACUGCUAUGCCUGAUGAGCGCUUAGUGAUGACUUAUGUAUCGUCGUACUACCAUUGUUUUUCGAGUACUCAAAAGGCCGAGACAGCUGCAAACCGAAUUUGCAAAGUCCUUAAGGUCAACCAGGAAAAUGAGCGUUUGAUGGAGGAAUAUGAACGUUUAGCUAGUGAUCUUCUUGAAUGGAUCCGGAGGACUAUGCCAUGGUUGAACAACAGACAGUCGGAUAACGCACUAGCAUCAGUACAGAAGAAAUUGGAGGAAUAUCGAACUUACCGUCGUGUUCAUAAGCCACCCCGAGUCGAACAGAAGGCGAAGCUGGAAACAAAUUUUAACACACUUCAAACAAAACUUCGGUUAUCUAAUAGACCUGCAUACAUGCCAACAGAAGGAAAAAUGGUAUCUGAUAUUGCAAAUGCGUGGAAAGGUCUUGAAACUUCGGAAAAGUCGUUUGAAGAAUGGCUUCUGUCGGAAAUAAUGCGACUUGAGCGAUUGGAACAUUUGGCCAAAAAAUUCAAACAUAAAUCAGAUAUUCAUGAGGAAUGGACAAAGGGAAAAGAAGAAAUGCUACAGAGCCAAGAUUUUAGACAUUGCAAGCUAAAUGAGUUGAAAGCUUUAAAAAAGAAACAUGAAGCUUUUGAAUCAGACCUUGCAGCCCAUCAAGAUCGUGUUGAACAAAUUGCUGCGAUUGCUCAUGAACUAAAUGCCUUGGGAUAUCACGACAGUGCUUCAGUUAAUCAACGCUGUCAAAGAAUUUGUGAUCAAUGGGAUCGCUUGGGCAGCUUCACACAAAGACGUCGCCAAGCAUUAGAUGAGGCUGAAAAGGUUCUCGAAAAAAUUGACACUCUACAUCUCGAAUUUGCCAAACGUGCUGCUCCGUUCAACAAUUGGCUGGAUGGAACGAGUGAAGAUUUGGUGGACAUGUUCAUUGUGCACACCAUUGAAGAAAUUCAAGGGUUGAUUGACGCUCAUAAUCAGUUCAAAGCAACAUUAGGAGAAGCUGACAAGGAAUAUAAUUCUAUCGUGUCUCUGGUCAAGGAAGUUGAAAGUAUUGCUCAGAAAUAUCAAGUCCCAGGAGGUCUCGAGAACCCGUACACAACCCUCACUGCAAGCACCCUUACGAAAAAAUGGAACGAAGUGAGACAAUUGGUGCCACAAAGGGAUUCUACUCUUCAAAAUGAAUAUCGCAAGCAACAAAAUAAUGAAAUGCUUCGACGUCAAUUUGCUGAAAAGGGAAAUCAAGUAGGACCAUGGAUUGAGAAACAAUUGGACGCUGUUACUGCUAUUGGAAUGGGUUUGCAGGGAUCACUUGAAGAUCAGCUCCACAGACUAAAGGAAUAUCAACAAGGUGUGACUGCUUACCGACCGCACAUUGAUGAACUAGAAAAAAUUCACCAGUCCGUACAAGAAGGAAUGGUCUUUGAAAACAGAUAUACACAAUACACAAUGGAAACUCUUCGUGUGGGUUGGGAGCAAUUACUAACCUCUAUCAACCGAAAUAUUAACGAAGUCGAAAAUCAAAUCUUAACUCGUGACUCCAAGGGUAUUACGCAACAACAACUCACGGAAUUCAGAGGCAGUUUUAACCAUUUUGACAAAAACCGUACCGGGCGUCUAGCGAAGGAUGAAUUUAGAUCAUGUCUUGUCUCGUUGGGAUAUUCUGUUCAGGGAGAUGUUGACUUUAGCAGAAUAAUGGCAGCUGUGGAUCCCAACAACAGUGGUUACGUUCAUUUUGACGCCUUCCUGGACUUUAUGACUCGAGAAUCCACUGACACUGACACCGCCGAACAAGUUAUAGAUUCAUUCAGGAUUCUUGCCGCAGAUAAGCCAUACAUCCUUCCCGAUGAAUUGAGAAGAGAGUUGCCUCCAGACCAAGCUGAAUAUUGCAUUCAGAGGAUGCAGCCAUUCAAAGGACCAGGCGCAGUUCCAGGAGCCCUUGACUACCUCUCCUUUUCCACAGCUCUGUACGGAGAGUCUGAUAUUUAAUUAUAUUUUGCUAAGUUUGGAAAACUCUGUGAAUUUGUGAAAGAAGAGAAGACCCAUUGAAACAAAUCAUUAUUGGUCCAAUACCAGUACCAAGCUGUGACUGCCAUUCAUCAUAAUAAUAUUGUUUAAUAAUUAUUACUUAUUUGUUAACUAUAUAAUAACUCUUAGUCUUCCUGGCUCACAAGAAUGCAAUGUUACCAACUGAAUAGGUCUUCCAAUACUGACUAUGUAUUAUAUCCCUUCUUUGUAGUUACUCUUCUAAAUCCCUCAAAUUCACGAGCUUUUGGUUUUCCAUAGAAUACCAUUGUUAUUAUUGAAGAUAAAAUUGGUCAUGCCCUGCGUAGUAUUGUUUUUUAAUUAACAACCGUAAUUACAUCAAACGAACUGAGGAAAUAUUUCGAAAGCCUAGUCGAACAGAGUCCACUUUAAUUUGUAUCUCCCCUCGUUCAUUUAAAAACUGAUGAGUUGUGUACGAGAGCAGCUAAGAUGAUUAGUAUUUGUAAGUUUAUUUCCAGAAGUUGUUAUGAGUUAUUUAGUAUUUGUAAGUAUAUAUAUAAGUACAUGCAUGCUAUGGAUGAGUAAAUGAAUGAAAUCAAGCCAAGCUUUAAUCAUUAAUAUAUAUAUACAUAAGUUUAUUUAAUAACAAGUAUUGCAUUGUAUUAUGGUGAUUAUUUGUGUGACCUGUUUUCGCAAUUUGAAAUUGACAACCUCUGACAUUAUUUGUGCCAAUUCGUACGACAAGAAUGAAAUUUUGAUGGGUGGCUGAAAGUGGGUUUAUUAUAAUAGAUAUCCAUUUGAAUGGGAAUGAAGGAAUGCACUACUGAUGAUAUGUUAUACAUAUGUUAAGGCAACUAAUAAUGCAUUCAUAAUAUUAGGAUCUAUGUACGCACUAGUAGUUAUGUAUAUGAGGGGUGGUUUGUAUGAUGUGAAUGUAAAAAUGUUAUGCCACGGAUUAUUGUUUAUUGUUAGAAUGAGAAUAAAUUAUCGAGUCAUCUAGUCGCAGGGCAAUUUGAUGUAAAUCUCCCCCUUCUGAGUUAUGUUAUGUUCAGUUCCGACCGAUUUUCAAUUCAACAGGAAAGUGAGGUGCACUAAUUACAAGUCAGUUUCUAGCGUAUGAGAUACUGCAACCAAUAAACAAACAAAAAAUCAAUCCUAUUUUGUGCAUUUUUAAAUUUGAGACAUAACUGUCGAUUUGGUUAUUUAUUGUGAAAAAAUUAAUUCAGCAGCUCUCAAAGUAAUCUCUGAUUCAAGUAUUGUACGAACCUGUAUAUAUUUUAAAAAAGUUCUAGUUGAAUGGAUGUAUGAAGGCAAUAUUAAUAAAUGUCUGUUGAAUAAAAUUGAGAAA
Molecule: messenger RNA, 4627 nt
Organism: Folsomia candida
Lineage: Eukaryota; Metazoa; Arthropoda; Collembola; Entomobryomorpha; Isotomidae
Gene: Actn
Product: alpha-actinin, sarcomeric
Exons: 30
Coding region: 616-3282 (888 amino acids)
Biological process (GO): muscle cell development; actin cytoskeleton organization
Cellular component (GO): cortical actin cytoskeleton; Z disc; cell projection
Molecular function (GO): calcium ion binding; actin filament binding
Source: RefSeq, a predicted model, not a curated record